Ahaetulla prasina is the source of this 3471-nucleotide messenger RNA. It is a transcript of the gene KCTD11, whose product is annotated as potassium channel tetramerization domain containing 11. Gene Ontology annotation, biological process: positive regulation of neuron differentiation; protein homooligomerization. Gene Ontology annotation, molecular function: protein binding. The transcript has 3 exons. NCBI's taxonomy places the organism in Eukaryota, Metazoa, Chordata, Lepidosauria, Squamata, Colubridae. The record is from RefSeq and is a predicted model, not a curated record. The coding region runs from base 528 to 1526 and encodes 332 amino acids.
CAACCAUUCGUUUAUAGAGAUCAUUCAGAGUUAUGACAGCACUGAAAAAAAGUGACUUAUGACCAUUUUUCACCCUUAACUUUUGCAGCAUCCCCUUUUGUGACCAUCCGACAAACGAAGUCAACGCGGGAAGCCCAAUUCCCUUAACAACUGUGUUGCUCCCUUAACAACUGCAGUGGUUCACUUAACAACCAUGGCAAGAAAACGCGUCAAAAUGGGGCUAAAUUGGAUUGAUAAGUCGAACACUAUAAUAUCAAUCAUCCUCUUUUAACGACCCCAUAAUCCCUUGCAGGGUGGAGUCGGGACAACUGAAUGGAGCUGAGUGAUUACUGGCCGGAUGCCCUUCCUGUUGCGGAGUUCAGCAGAUAUAUUCUCAUUGUUCCCAGAGAGAGAAAUAUCGGCCUCUACCUAGGAUCGAACUCACAGCCUCCUGAUUGUGAGGCGAGAGCUCCACCUCUAGGCCACCGUCCCACUCCUGAACGCUAUAAUAUCAAUCUGUAAUAAAUAUUAAAUGUGUCUGCGUGAAGAUGCCAGAUACUUGCCAGGGUCCAGGCCGGCCCGGCCCCCUGGUGACCCUAAAUGUGGGGGGGAAGCUCUAUAGCACCACUCUGGAAACCCUGACUCGCUUCCCCGACUCCAUGCUGGGCGCGAUGUUCCGAGGUCCCCAACCGGCCCUCCUCGACAGCUGCGGGAACUACUUCAUCGACCGUGACGGCAAGACUUUCCGCCAUGUCCUGAAUUUCCUCCGGUUUGGCCGUCUGGACCUUCCGGAGGGCUACGCCGAGCUCUCCCUGCUGCGGGCCGAAGCGGACUUCUACCAGAUCCGCCCGCUCCUGGAGCAGCUGCGGCAGGUCGAGGCGGAACGAUGGCGCCAGCGGAGCAACGCGGUGCUCCACGCCGAUGUGGACGUGACCCCGCGCCGGCUGCAUUUCAACGUGCGCCGUGGACCCCAGAACUACGAGCUCAGCUCUUGCAUCGUGGAGAUCUUCACCGCGAACGUCUUCUGCACCGACCGGCACUUCCUGGCUGUCCUGCGUAGACACCUGGGCCGCCUUGAGUGUGUCAACGGGAAUGUGGACGGAGGGUCUUCUGACGGACAUCCGGACCCGUCGCAGAAAGGAUCAGGCCUUCCCAAAACUCAGGCAACCCUCCAGGAAGGCGGAGGGAGGAACAGAUGGUCUCCUAACGGCGACCGGAGAAUUUGUCUGGACAACUCCACGGAUGAAGACGUGGAGACGGAUGAUGAGACGGUGGACGGUUCUUCGGAAAGGUCCCGUGUGGAAGCCACCACGUGCCACCAUCUGUGCUUGGAGUGGGCCCCGUGCCCAGCAGCGCUGCCCGCCGCGGAGUACGCCAAGCAGAAGUUCCGCCGGCUGCGGGUGGACGGACGAGAGAUCAGGUCCUCCAACCAAUUCCUGGAAGAGGUCCUCAAGGCGGCCUUGGCACAAGGCUUCCGAGUGGAUUCGGUCUUCCCAGAUCCGGCCGAUAUCCUGAACGCCCGUUCUUUGCGUUUCGUGCGACAGUGAAUAGCUCAGCCGAACAUCGGGGCAGAGGCAGCCCGUGGCAGCCGACGCUACCUCCAGACGGACCGAGACGGUCGCACCCGUAGCCUGAGAGCUUUCGGCCUCCGGACGCAGCUGACGCGGAAAAGCCAUGGAGGAGGUUUCCCUCCUUCCUCCAAACAUCUCCCAUCUUUGGCUUCGGCGAGGAAGGGUCUACGUGGGAGCCGAUGGACGAGGAAGGCUUGGGGAGGGAGGGGGGGAAGAAUGACGUCACCCUGCGAAUGAUGACAUCACAGGGUCCUUGGGUCAGUGACACAAACAUCUGCGCGGGUGGCAGCAUGCAAGUCCUACAUAAAGAAGUCCUCGACUUACUUAAGCAACAGUUCAGAGUUAUGUCCGACUAUUAUAGCGGGGGUUGGUCUAGACCAGGGGUCUCCAACCUUGGUCCCUUUAAGACUUGUGGACUUCAACUCCCAGAGUCCCUCAGCCAGCAAAGCUGGCUGAGGAACUCUGGGAGUUGAAGUCCACAAGUCUUAAAGGGACCAAGGUUGGAGACUCUGGUCUAGAUAACCUACAUGAUCCCUUCCAAUUCUGUUAAUAUGUAAAUAUAUAAAGCAGACCCCCUCCAAAAAAAAAAAAGAUACAGGUAGUCCUCGGCUUAUGACCCCAACUGAGCCCCGAAUUUCUGUGGUUCAGCGGGACAUUUUUUUAAAAAGUGAGCUUUGCUUUGUUUUACGCCCUUUCUAGCCACGGUUAUUAAGCAAAUUGCCGCGGUGGAUAAGUCACGAAUAUGGUUGUUAAGUGAACCCGGAUUUCUCCCCGCCCCACUUAGCUUGGCUUGACAGAAGGUCGCAAAAGGGGGAUCUGCUGCAACCGUCAUAAGUACAUGCCAGUGGCCAAGCGUUAGGAAUUCACAUGACCGCUGCAGCGGUCGUAAGUGUGAAAAACGGUCGCUUUUUCAGGGAGGUCACUUUGAACGGUGGUUGUAACUUGAGGAGUAGCUGUAAAUCCACAUCGGGGGGGUGGGUGGGAAUAAAUGGCAAUCCAGGAGAAUUUAAGGGAUGCCGCUAGUCCUUGACUUAGGAUCAUUCACUUAGUGACUGUCCAGAAUUACAACAGACCUCCACAGGGCGGGAGGUGUACUUAACAACCCAGUUCCAAAGUUGUGACACACCCCCAUCCUGUGGUCACCUGACUACAAGUCCGGUUCCUGGAAACCGGCCUGUUUUUUUUCAGCCAUUUGUGAUAUCCCAUGGCUAUGUGACUCGUUUAAUGACCGAAAACUGGCAUUUGCUUUUAGUCGCUUUUGGCAAAGCCGGCCCGUACACAACCAUUGGUUCAUUGAACGACCGCAGCAGUCCCUUAACCACGACUGCAAACAACAUCGCAAAAUCUGGUUGGCGACGGCCACGUUACGACCGUGUUGACUUACGACCGCGAUGGGCGGGUCCCAGGACAGUUGUAAAUCGAGGACUACCUAUCAUGAAAUAAUCCUGGCUAAGUCUUCAGGAUUCCCCAAAUGUUUCCAAUGAUGGUUUCUGUUGGCGCUUCCGCCGUUUUGUAAUUAAUAUAAUUUCGGGCGGGUGGGAUAUGCCUGUAAUUAAUUAAUGGGCUGUUUAUUGUCCCCCGUCCUCUUUUCUUAACUUAUUUUGCUUCUAAUUUAUGGCGUGUGUUCUCACACAGCAGCUUCCCAUUUCUGCACACAAAGGGGGUGCGUUGCAAAGGGCGUGACUCCCGCUGGGGACGAUGGGAGAUGUAGUCCAACCCCCUCGGAAAGGCAGAGGGAUUCGGGGGCCCUGCCUGGACGGCUCCCUUAGGAACUGAGGUCAUGUGUGUUUUCGUCUGUUGUUGGCAAACGAGACACACAAAAGAACGAACUAAUUAAUUGUGUUCAUGGGGAAGAACGUCACACCAAAAUUGUGUGGGUUGACUUCACACACACACACCCCCUUCGAGAGCAACACAAGAA